CGGGCGGUGGCGGCGCCCGGCGCGGUGUGCCGGUGGUGGUCCGGGGGUCGGUUGGCCGGCCGUGGGUGGGCCGGUGGGGGCGAUCGCCCUCUCCGGGCAGCCGGCAUGGCGGAAGCGGAGGCGGCCGGCGACGCGGGGCUGGGCCCGGCCGCAGCCCAGGAGGGCGCGGAGCUGGCGGAGCUCGCGGCCGUGAUCGGCGCCACCGUGCCCACGGGGUUCGAGCAGACGGCGGCCGAGGAGGUGCGGGAGAAGCUGGGCUCGGCCUCCAGGAUCAGCAAGGAUCGGGGCAAGAUCUACUUCGAGGUCCCGGCCCGGAGCCUGCCUCAGGUCCAUCGUCUGAGGUCGGUGGAUAAUUUAUUUGUUGUUGUUCAGGAAUUCAAAGACUAUCAAUUUAAGGAAAAUAAGGAAGAUGCUCUAAAGGAUUUGGAAGAUUUGGUUAAAAAGCUACCCUGGACCGAUCCAUUGAAAGUCUGGGAGUUGAACAACAGCUUGAAAAAGAAAAAGACAAAACGCAAAAAACACAAUCUGCAGAGUCCUGCAAGCAGAGGGAAGCUGAGUGAUGGUGGAGAAGAGGGAGGAGCAGACCAAAAUAACACUGAUGACCAGGAGGACUGUGCCCAAAGCCCUGUGGCUGUGGAACCCACUGGCGGCCAGGAUACAGAGAAUCCCCAAGGAGUGACGUCCAGAAAUGGGGUGGAGGAGGAGGAAGAUAGUGAGCAGUCGGAUGUGAAAGUUGAGGUGCAGGCGAGUUCUGAGAGUGGGAGCAAGGCUGGCGAGGGUCAGACAGGUGAAGGAGAGGCCAAGGUGCUGAGGUUCCGAGUGACGUGCAACAGAGCCGGAGACAAGCACAGCUUCACGUCCAACGAGGCCGCCAGAGACUUCGGUGGAGCCGUGCAAGAGCACUUCCAGUGGAAAGCUGACAUGACUAAUUUUGAUGUGGAGGUUCUGUUGAAUAUUCACAACAAUGAAGUGGUGGUGGGGAUUGCGUUAACUGAAGAGAGUCUCCACAGACGGAAUAUCACACACUUUGGACCCACAACCUUGCGUUCCACUCUGGCUUACGGCAUGCUCAGACUCUGUGAUCCCCAGCCCACAGAUAUCAUAGUUGAUCCCAUGUGUGGUACAGGUGCGAUACCAAUAGAGGGAGCUGCAGAAUGGCCCUGCUGCUACCACAUUGCAGGGGAUAACAACCCUCAGGCAGUGAAGAGAGCAGCAAACAACAUCAGCUCCUUACUGAGGAAAAACGAGAGUAAGGACAGCAGCCCUGCCCUGGGCGUUCCCUUGGACGUCAUCCAGUGGGACAUCUGCAGGCUGCCUCUGCGGACGGGCUCCGUGGACAUCGUGGUGACAGACAUGCCCUUCGGGAAGAGGAUAGGGUCGAAGAAGAAGAACUGGGACCUGUACCCAGCCUGCCUGAUGGAGAUGGGCCGGAUCUGCACCCCAGGGACAGGCAGGGCUGUGCUGCUCACCCAGGACAAGAAAUGCUUUGCCAAGGCCCUGUCGCGCGUGGGACACAUCUGGCGCAGAGCUCAGACCGUGUGGGUGAACGUGGGGGGACUCCACGCUGCCGUGUACCUGCUGAGGCGCACCUCGGAGCCGGCACAGGACACCAGGCCCUUCUGGUGAGCUGCCUGGAAGACAAGAGACACCCACAGACUUUGUUGAAUAGGCAGCUGGUAAAGCAGACACCUGAGAGCGUAGGUCUGUCAGUUUCAAAACCAAACAACCUGUGGAGAAAUUGUCACACAAGUGUUAAACCAGGGAUCAACUUGAGAGCUGCCAGUUCUACUGUGUGUUCUGAAACCUUAUUUGAAUCACCUCUGCUCCCUUCUACCCAAACUGAAAUUCAUUAGUGAAUUAGUAAUUCUUUCCUUGGCUUGAAUCUUCUUUUGUAUUUUUCAGUUAAACGUUUAUUUUUUCUGCUUACAGUAGAAAACAUGUUGAGGCAGCUCUGGGUGUAACAGUUAAUUCAUUUACCAAGCUGUAUCUUCAAAUGACUAACAGUACUACUAAGACAGUCACCUUAAAGGGUUCAGAGGUAGUAUCUCCAAUGCAGUUUUCUAAUUUAUGCCAUUGCUCAAAUGUAAACUAAUAAUAAACCAAUAUCUGGCUUUUGUGGUCUGAUAAGCAGAUUCCAGUUGGCAAACAGUAUGCUGUGCUACUGGCUCCCUUGCCCGUUACCUCACCUUAGGGCUAAUUACCAGUAAAUGUCUGAUCUGUAUUUUAGUGUUCCAUUGCCAUGGGUGAGGGGGUAACACACAGCCCUAGAAAAAAUCCAUAGUUACUAUUUGAGGACAGAGGUUCUUUUAGCAGUUAUAUUAAAAAGUUCUUGGUUUUGGUGUCUACCAUGGACGCAUCAAGGUGGCAAUUUGAAUUUCGUUGGUAAUUUAACUACCACAGCUAUGCUGCCACAGUAUUCACAAAAGUAUUGUUGCAAAUAUUUUUUUCUUCUGUGACCAUACCAGGAUUUCUCAGGCCUCUCACUCUGCUCAUCAGAGGCUGAAAAUAAAUUGCCAGUUUGCCAUUUCCAUUACAGUGUGUUCAUGCUAAGAUUGUGUAAUUGUUCAGAGUUGAAUUAACAAGUAUUAAAGUUUUAGAAGUUUUGCAUAAAGA
Messenger RNA from Camarhynchus parvulus, 2613 nucleotides. It is a transcript of the gene THUMPD3, whose product is annotated as THUMP domain containing 3. Gene Ontology annotation, molecular function: RNA binding; tRNA (guanine) methyltransferase activity. The transcript is spliced from 9 exons. Gene Ontology annotation, biological process: tRNA methylation. The record is from RefSeq and is a predicted model, not a curated record. Bases 106 to 1626 code for a protein of 506 amino acids. Lineage: Eukaryota; Metazoa; Chordata; Aves; Passeriformes; Thraupidae.